CGGCUGCAUUUAUGGACCAUGUCUGAUGACUUGCUCGCGUCUUUUACGGCCUGUCGCGGUCAAAGGUUCGCCGUCAGCGUGAGCUGGUCCUUCGGAACCGGACAGAAAGUGAAGUUUGUGAGCGCUGGGAGGGCGGCUAGCGUAGUGGGCUAGCUGCAGCUGGAGAUUCGUCCCCCGGAUCCGGAUCCGUCCCUCGGUCUCGGCCGGACACCGACGGCGUCAUGGAGGAGGAAGCCCCCGCGGAAGGCGAGGCGGAGGCGGCCUUCUCCGCGGAGACCUACGCCGCCGAGGCCAUGGCGGCGGACAUGGACCCCUGGAUCGUGUUCGACUCCAGGAAAACCCCCCGGUCGGAGUUCGACGGCUGGCUGGAGAGCAACAGACCGUCGCGGGUGCAGCGCUUCGGGGACGAGGAAGGCGGCGUGGGUCGGGUGGGCUGGAUCUCCGUGGUGGGCCCCAGCCACGGCCCCGGCGCGGGGGACGUGGCGGGCCUGCAGGAGAGCUGGGAGCAGCUGCUGGCCAGCGGCCGGCCCGUCAGCUUCCAGACUGUGAGGGAGCUGGCGCUCAACCACGGCGUGCUGUCCGGGAAGUGGCUCAUGCACCUGGACUCCGGCUUCAAGGUGGACCACGCGUGGGAGUGCGUGGCCAGGGCCACCUUAGAGGGCAAGAUCUCCUCGGUCAAAGUGAGCCCGUACAACCCCAAGACGGAGGGCAGGCAGGUGAUCUGCGUGUACAACCAGAACUUCACGGACGAGGGCGACGUGGUGCGGCUGGACUCCGUGAUCCGGGCCACGGGCGUCAAAUGCCCCCUGUCCUACAAGCCGGACGUGUACACCUACCUGGGGAUCUACAGGAACAACCGCUGGAAGCUCUGUCCCACCAUCUACGAGAGCAAGUUCGACCUGGAGUGCGUUCCCAGGCGCUCCCACAUCAUCAACAAGGUCACCAAUCUGGAGGUGACCUAGUCUGUGCUGGGACUGUGCAGUCAGAUAAAAGAAAAACAACAAAAAAAAAACACUUCUGAUGUCAAGUUCUUCCAUUUCUUAAAAAAAAAAAAGUCAUGUUUUUUUUAUGGCCUAUUUUUCUAAGUUCAACAGGAUGUUGCUUUGGAAAUAUUGCAUUGCCUUCAGGAGAUCGAUUGUAAUCAGAAACCACCAGUGACUCCAGUGUCUGAUGAAUGUUUGAUUUAUGAGCCGUUUCAGGAGACGCCGACCCCCUCGCAUCACAAAGAAGCUUUUCUGUUGAGCGUUAAGUUGUGUUCAGCACUGCAUGCUGUGGCGUUGACAAAUAAACACACAGUGGACGAGCCUUUUUCCUUA
This is a messenger RNA of Fundulus heteroclitus (mummichog), 1316 nucleotides long. It is a transcript of the gene c14h11orf68, whose product is annotated as chromosome 14 C11orf68 homolog. The record is from RefSeq and is a predicted model, not a curated record. Lineage: Eukaryota; Metazoa; Chordata; Actinopteri; Cyprinodontiformes; Fundulidae. Bases 222 to 962 code for a protein of 246 amino acids. The transcript is spliced from 2 exons.